Messenger RNA from Ictalurus punctatus (channel catfish), 3835 nucleotides. RefSeq names its product lysine (K)-specific demethylase 1a (gene kdm1a). Bases 125 to 2626 code for a protein of 833 amino acids. Gene Ontology annotation, molecular function: protein binding; oxidoreductase activity; flavin adenine dinucleotide binding. The record is from RefSeq and is a predicted model, not a curated record. Lineage: Eukaryota; Metazoa; Chordata; Actinopteri; Siluriformes; Ictaluridae. Gene Ontology annotation, cellular component: nucleus. The transcript is spliced from 21 exons. Gene Ontology annotation, biological process: regulation of DNA-templated transcription.
CACCGCCCAUUUAGAACUCAACUGGAUGAUCUGGUUGGUCCUUUUUCUUAGCUGCAGUCACACAUCUGCUUCCUUUGUGCCGGACGGUAGCUAACAAGAGGAGAGGCCUCUGUCAUCCUCCAUCAUGCUCUCAAAUAAGAAAGACCCAGGCUCUUCCUCCUCCUCUUCCUCUUCCUCAGGAGGGAACGGGGCUGAUCGGGCCCUGGAGACCUCUGCGGGCUCCCAGUCGGUAGCUCCGACAGGUUCUUCUGCUUCUUCCGCAGACGUGAAGAAGAAAGAAAGGGCCUCCCCUAGCGGAGAGGCGAGCGGACCACCGCUGCCUCACCUACCCGGCUCGGCAGGAGCGGAUCAGGACUCGGCCGAAGGGCGCAGGACCAGCCGGCGCAAGAGAGCCAAACAGGUGGAGUACAGGGAGAUGGACGAGAGCCUGGCGAACCUGUCGGAGGACGAGUACUACUCGGAGGAGGAGAGGAACGCUAAAGCGGAGAAAGAACGAAAGCAGGUGGUCCCUCCACCUGCUCCACCUGUGGAGGAGGAAAACGACAGUGAGCCAGAGGAGCCCUCGGGUUUAGAGGGCGCAGCCUUUCAGAGUCGCCUCCCACAUGAUCGAAUGACAUCACAGGAAGCAGCGUGUUUCCCUGACAUCAUCAGCGGGCCACAGCAGACUCAGAAGGUCUUCCUGUACAUCAGGAACCGCACGCUCCAGCUCUGGUUGGAUAACCCAAAGGUCCAGCUCACGUUUGAGUCUACAGUCCAACAGCUGGAGGCACCUUACAACAGUGAUGCUGGCCUAGUUCACAGAAUCCACAGCUACCUGGAGAGGCAUGGCCUCAUCAACUUUGGCAUCUACAAGAGAGUCAAACCUCUACCAAGUAAGAAGACAGGGAAGGUGAUUGUGAUUGGGGGAGGAGUGUCUGGUCUGGCGGCUGCGAGGCAGCUGCAGAGCUUCGGCAUGGACGUCACUGUGCUGGAAGCCAGGGAUCGUGUUGGAGGAAGAGUGGCCACCUUUCGUAAAGGCAAUUACGUAGCAGACCUGGGAGCAAUGGUGGUUACAGGCCUAGGUGGAAACCCUAUGGCUGUUAUCAGUAAGCAAGUGAAUAUGGAACUGGCCAAGAUUAAACAGAAGUGUCCCCUCUAUGAGGCCAAUGGCCAGGCUGGAGAGCGAUGCACAAGUGUUCCUAAGGAGAAGGAUGAGAUGGUGGAGCAAGAGUUUAACAGGCUUCUGGAGGCCACGUCCUAUCUCAGCCACCAACUUGACUUCAACUUCCUCAAUAACAAACCUGUGUCUCUUGGCCAAGCCUUGGAAGUGGUCAUACAGCUGCAGGAGAAGCAUGUGAAGGAUGAGCAGAUCGAGCACUGGAAGAAGAUCGUAAAGACGCAGGAGGAGCUUAAAGACCUGCUUAAUAAGAUGGUGUCCACUAAGGAGAAAGUAAAGGAGCUGCAUCAACAGUAUAAAGAGGCGAGUGAGGUGAAGCCUCCCAGGGACAUCACGGCCGAGUUCCUGGUCAAGAGCAAACAUCGUGAUCUUACCGCCCUCUGCAAGGAAUAUGAUGCAUUGGCUGAGCAGCAGGUGAAACUUGAGGAGAGAUUGCAAGAGCUGGAGGCUAAUCCACCCAGCGACGUGUAUCUGUCCUCAAGAGACAGACAGAUUCUGGACUGGCACUUUGCAAACCUGGAGUUUGCCAACGCCACACCUCUGUCUACACUCUCACUCAAACACUGGGAUCAGGACGAUGAUUUUGAGUUCACAGGGAGUCACCUGACCGUGAGGAAUGGCUACUCGUGUGUUCCGGUGGCGCUGGCCGAGGGUUUGGACAUCAAACUUAACACAGCUGUGCGUCAGGUGCGCUACACCUCCUCAGGUUGUGAGGUGAUAGCCGUGAACACACGCUCAACCACGCAGACAUUUAUCUAUAAAUGUGAUGCGGUGCUGUGUACGCUUCCUCUGGGAGUGAUGAAGCAGCAGCCACCCGCGGUACAGUUUGUGCCUCCGCUGCCCGAGUGGAAGACGUCUGCUAUUCAGAGGAUGGGUUUCGGCAACCUCAACAAGGUGGUGCUGUGUUUCGACCGUGUGUUUUGGGACCCAAGCGUGAACCUGUUCGGUCACGUAGGGAGCACCACAGCCAGCCGUGGAGAGCUCUUCCUUUUCUGGAACCUCUACAAAGCCCCCAUUCUGCUGGCGCUAAUGGCCGGAGAGGCUGCAGGAAUUAUGGAGAACAUCAGCGAUGAUGUCAUCGUGGGACGUUGCCUAGCGAUCCUAAAAGGAAUCUUCGGUAGCAGUGCAGUUCCUCAGCCGAAAGAGACGGUGGUGACGCGAUGGCGUGCAGACCCCUGGGCUCGUGGCUCAUACUCUUACGUGGCAGCUGGUUCCUCUGGCAAUGACUAUGACCUCAUGGCCCAGCCAAUCACGCCUGGACCUGCAAUACCUGGGGCCUCACAGCCCGUUCCUCGACUCUUCUUCGCCGGGGAGCACACAAUCCGGAACUAUCCAGCGACGGUACACGGAGCUCUGCUGAGUGGCCUCAGGGAGGCAGGACGCAUCGCUGAUCAAUUUCUCGGAGCCAUGUACACAGUGCCACGGCAGAACACACCCGCUGCCAACCCCCAGCCCUCUCCCAGUGUGUAGACACACAAGUCUCAUCCAGCAUGUAGGAGCUCACAUGUAUACAUCCUCUUGUCCAGUUUACAGAAAAACCGACACACACACACACACACACACACACACACACACACACCUCUACAGCCCAGAACAGAACCACCCUACACUACUGGACAGUCUUUGAGUACACAGCCAGUCAGAAAGAGAGGCUUGUAUACUAAUAUUGAUGUAAUGUAAGUGAGAAGAUAUGAUGUCUAUUGUCUGUAUUGAACCCUCAAAGUGUGUGGGUGUGUGUUCUCUAAUUACUGGUCUCCAAAAGGAAGCUGGAGUUUAAAGGAAGCUCUACCUCUUCCUGAUGAUCAGCACUGGAAACGCAUCAUCGCAGGAGGAGUAGCCCCUUUUUACUUCUGAGAAUUUCCUGGAAUUUACCACAAUUUUCAGGAAUAAUUGUUACCUUGUUUGUGUGCUUUGCAGCUCGUUCCUCAACAAAGAACAGACUGGAAUGCACACAAAUACAUGCUGCAGCUUGAAUGCGGCAAACACACACACACACACACCACGAGCUGUUUGUCUGAUGAUUCAAACUACGGCUAGUGGAUUUCAACCCAGAAUACACACACACACACACACACACACACACACACUUUCUUACGGUCUGGAUACACCAUGAACUAAAACCAGCUCCAAAAAAACAAUGUUUUGCAAAGACGUCCAGUUGGAAUUGAUGGGAUUCCUGAAGCUUGUUGUCACAGUAGAUCCGUGUGAACUUCACUGUUUGGCUUUCAUUGCAGAUGUUUCUCCAAACCAACAUUAUAUCCAGUUAGACAAAAUGUGGUUCAGUUCAUCAGCACCGUCUGACAGAGCAUUAAAACAGAGUAUCAUAUGUUCAGAGAAAGAAUAUUUUCAGAAACACAAACAUGGACUGGAAUCAGAAUCGGAAAACCUUUGCACUGACUUUUGUUCUAUUUUUAUUAUUUCGAUGCCGAGAAAAAGUCCAAAUUCAUGUGAAAGCCUCUUCUGCUGUUCAUGAUCUUGGUCAACUGUUUAGAUUCGAAUGGAGAAAAAAUUGUUUGAAGUGUUGUUUUAAAUUUUUGUUGCAAAGUUAAUGAUUUUCAAGAAAUUGAAGCAGCUAGUUUGAACAGGUUUUUUUUUUUUUUUUGUUUAUAUAUUUGUCAUUAUAGCCUAGGUUUUAUAUUUUGUCAGAAUUUGGUAUUAAAUGAAGAAAAGAAAGGCCGA